GAUAAUUAGUGAGUACAAUAUAUAAUAAAAAUCAGCAAAGUGAACUCAUUUAGAUAUCCAUUUAGUUUCCAGCCGUGUUUAUUAUUUAUCAGAAUGGAAAGCGCUGCCUAUUGCAGUGUGUUGCUCUUUUCUGUUUCUCCUUCCGCCCCAAGCUGUUCCCAUAGCAACCCUUCAGUAUGUGAGCUUCAAGUCAUGGGCGGGGCGCCUCCUCUGUGAUGGACAGGCUGUCCAACCAACAGUCAUGCAAGAAUCUCUUGCUUGAUCCAAUGAACAGCGGCAUCUUCAGUCAGAGGGGCGGGGUCCCUGUGGAAUGAGAGCUGCGUCCAUAGUUGCAGGUGGGACAGGUUGCUGAGCGGAGGUUUCCGAACAUCAGAGAUGGCAGGAACUGCAAGACAUGAUCGGGAAAUGGCCUUACAGGCUAAAAAGAACCUCUCAACCUGUACAGAUCCUAUUGAAAAGCUGCGUCUCCAAUGUCUCUCUAGAGGAUCAGCAGGCAUAAAGGGUCUGGGCAGAGUAUUUCGCAUCAUGGAUGACGACAAUAGCAGGUCCCUUGAUUUUAAAGAGUUUUUAAAGGGCCUGAGUGAUUAUGGUGUAAUGAUAGACAAAGCAGAAGCCCAGGAGCUUUUCUCUGUGUUUGACAAAGAUGGAAGCGGAACAAUCGAUUUUGAUGAAUUCCUUGUCACAUUACGACCGCCCAUGUCGAAUGCAAGGAAAGAAAUUAUCAUGCAGGCCUUCCGGAAGUUGGACAAAUCAGGUGAUGGUGUUGUGACUAUUGAGGAUUUGAGGGGGGUUUACAAUGCAAAGCACCACCCAAAGUACCAGAAUGGAGAGUGGACAGAAGACCGGGUUUUUAGGAGUUUCCUCGAUAACUUUGACUCUCCAUAUGACAAGGACGGGCAGGUUACACCGGAGGAAUUCACAAACUACUAUGCAGGCGUCAGUGCUUCCAUUGAUACUGAUGUCUACUUCAUUACCAUGAUGAAAAAUGCCUGGAAGCUUUGAGUGUGACAAAAGACGAAUUUCUGAACUAUUACAGUGGAGUUAGUGCAUCUAUUGACAGUGAUGCCUACUUUGUACUGAUGAUGAGGAACGCCUGGAAGUUGUGAUAGGUGCAUGGUUUUAAUACACGUUUUAAAGUUCUUCUGUUUGUGUGUAUAAUGGAUUUAACUGGAAGGAGAGACCACCAGAAAAAAAAACACAGUUUUAUAGAAGCUGCUGCUGCUGACUGAAAUGGACAGUAAAUACUGCACACAAAGAUUUAUACAUAAUAGUACUUGUUAUAAAAUGUUUAUAUACAGUAUGCAAAUUUUUCCUGUAGAAGAAUAUUAUAAUUAGAGUGCCCUGGACUAUCAGAACACGUAGAACAAAACAUUAGGCCCUAGCAAGCAGCCAGAAGUUUGAAUGAAAACCCUCUGAAACUCUGAAAAUACAAGGUAUCAUUAAAGUAGAACUAAAUCCUAAAAAUUAAUAUGGCUAAAAAUGCCAUAUUUUAUAUAAUGCACUUAUUGCACCAGCCUAAAGUUUCAGCCUUUCAAUAGCAGCAAUGAU
Xenopus laevis (African clawed frog) is the source of this 1548-nucleotide messenger RNA. RefSeq names its product calcyphosine like S homeolog (gene capsl.S). NCBI's taxonomy places the organism in Eukaryota, Metazoa, Chordata, Amphibia, Anura, Pipidae. Gene Ontology annotation, molecular function: calcium ion binding. Gene Ontology annotation, cellular component: organelle. The record is from RefSeq and is a predicted model, not a curated record. The transcript has 6 exons. Bases 376 to 1002 code for a protein of 208 amino acids.